UGUGCAUCUGAUGACGUACUACAGYACUGCAAUUUAUUGUGAUUGUUGGCACUAUUUUCGAAGAAUCGAAAUAUUUUGACAAAGCAAGAUACAAGUAAUGGUAAUAUACAUUCUAAUUCCGUCGUUCCUUCGUGGAUCGUUUCACCGUGGUUCUUUACAUUGCAAAAAAGAACACCGAACUCUGCAAAAUCAAAGUAGCGAGCAUGGUACGGAACGAAUGGUCGUCGCUGGAUCCGGAUGUGCCACCGUCGCCGCCAUCACGGCCUUCGCGCGGGUUCUUCCCUUCGUCGUCGGAGGGUUUCAUCCCGGGAGGUGGGUCUACCCACACGGGAAAGACGGGGGGGCCUCCAGCUGCUUCUUGCGCUCGAUCGAAGUCUCCCCGACAAAGCUGGGCGUUUCCGACCAUGGUGAAUUCAAUGGUCCCGUCUACUUCGUCGUAUUUCACCGACCAGGUGUCGGGCAUCGUCGGUAUCGUUGUUUCGUAGUAGCGAUCGGCGUUCGAUCGAAACUGCCGGUUAUUUCCGCUGAUUAAUUUGUACGGAAUGUGCGCCUGCCACAUCACGGUCUUGCCGGCAUAGCUCGACAUGAACGCCGGAACAUCGUUCCACCCGCCGGGCUGCUCCGGGACCACGGCCUUGUUCCACGAGCGGAGACCGAUGUGGGGGAGCGGUGCGUCGGUCAGGUCUUUGUGUGUGAACUCCUUUGGCAUGUUGACGACCGGCUCGCGAUCGGUAACGGAAGCGGGGACGACGAAAAAAUUCAUUCCGUUGGGAUCAUCCUGCUCGGUGUCGCAAAAUUCCUCGCCCGGAACAAUCGUCAUCGAGCCGGGUUCUUUCAGCUUGCACGUCAUGGUUUCUGCUCGGAACUCUGGUGUUACUCGGAAAAACUAUGGGAACACGCAAAUCAUAAACAGACAACAGGAGUCGAAUUGUUGGAAUUGCAAUCGGUUGAGAAAAUUGCUGGCAAACAGAUUUUCGCCCGCACGCAAUGGUUCCGAGAGUUCAAAAUGAUUCGCAAAGAUGUUCCACUUCGACUUACUGACAUGUCAUACUGAGCGGUCUUGUACCCCGCCGGCCUGCGACCGCAGGGCAACCAGUCCACGCUCAGGUGGUUGAAUCCCAUGGUAGCCCACACAUAGUUGGGAAAGCGCUCGUAGAACCGCCGGGGAUGAAGGUACGGAAUGCCGUCGGGCGCAAUUCUGGGUUCCUUUGGUGCCUUCAGAUCACCAAAGUUGCACUUCCCCCGGAAGCUGUCGUCCCCGAUCGGGAGCCGGGGGUUGUGUUCGAAUUUGUACACGAAUUCGUACAGGCAUUGGUUGUUGACGGUCAGCCCCCACGAGCUCUUCAGGAUUGCCACGUCUUCCGUUCCGAGGGCAUCCAAGGGGUUCUUCUCGGGGGCCAGCAUAAGGUCGUCCUCCUUUUGCGUUAGGUCGGGGCUCUGCUGAGAAAGCGCCAAUUUCGUGUGCGAACACAGCAGCACCAAAAAGAACGCACGAGUCGACCAACAAAAGGGCGCCAUCUUGGUUCUUGUACGAAUUUGGACAACAAUUUUGGUAUCUUYGUGAAGUUGACAAGGUACGUAUUCUUUCAGGAUCUGUUGACUGACUCUAGACGUUUUCUUAUAGAGGGGAGGUUGCGAUGGCUAAGAGCUUCGAGAGAAUAGACAUGAAAUUAAGAUUGAGAUUGUACCGUAACGGAAGCAAAAGGUUCAACUGGGUUCUCUUGCGUUUGGAGUGUGUGACAGAUCGGGAUGAUUUACCAGUAUCACGAGUAAGUUACUCGUAAACCUACCUUAGURCUGUACAGCACAUCUAGUUUGUAUUACUUUUACCUUGUCGCGAAUAGGUCGGUUGCGCUACGUGCUCGUACUCAUAAAUAAUCAUAACCUAUUUUUGCUCCCUCCUACUUCCGCACCAAGAAUGGAUUUUUAUUGCUUAAGACAAAUUGACCGCGUUUUGUUGAAUACCUUGAACUUGAUGGUCAUUUUCCCUAUGUGACUCACGUCUGGCAUACGAAUAUUUCGUUCAAUCGUAACAAACUACAUGAAAAGUGUUAAAAAUAGGUCAACCUGGGUCAUGGAAGUAAUCGUGUGGGCGCACAAAAAAAUAUCUCUGUACAAGUUGCUGGAACUGGUACGGACUAUGGCUUCCGUAGAGUACUCGUACUCUACGUACGAAGAAGUACCGGUUAUGUCCCCUCCAUAUUUCUGCCGCUUCUCUCUCUGAUGCCUACCGUAGUUUAACUACGGUGGUGACUGCUACGUAUCGUACUGUUGAGUUCGAAGCGGCAGAUCUUCGACACCAGAAGAACGAAAUAGGAAGACUUCGUGACAAAGGUAAAAGAAAACAUAGUCUUUCCGUCAGCCAACACCAUUGCAACGACCGAAAGGGAGCAACCAUGACAAUUCGAUCCCUGCAGUGCUGGARAAUAAUUGCGGCCCUAGCGUCCCUCUCCAUGGGAGCAACGAGUCUCGACAGCCUCAAUCUACAAUUCGAAGCCCCUGGCAGCACCGACCUGUCGGCGCUCGGAACACCCAACCUUAAACACUACGAUGGAACCUAUGAGCUGACGCUAGACGACGACGGAGCCGAAAGGGGUUGCCUAUACAAACUUGAGGUGGAAUUYGACGUGAACGCCGAAGACAUCACCGUUGGCGAGCCCGGUUUUCGGAAAAAUUGUGCCCCCGUCAACAGAACGGGAACCGCCCCCGAUGGCUUGCCCUUUCACACCGCCCGCCGCCACUGGAUCAGGUUUCCUCCCUACGUCUUYGAUACCACCGGAUUYGAUCACGUCUCGGUCGAAUGGUUGCCGUGUGGCAGGCGCCCGUCCGGUUUCAAAAAGGCGCGGUACGAUCUCAAUUUCUAUACCGUGACCCCCGUCUACAGGGCGUACAUGUUGUGCCAAACAUUCAAGACGCCCGCCGUCUGCCAGUACAACCAGACCAGCCACAUAGGACGAGCUCAAUUUACUGUACCGCGCUUGGCAAGAAGUGUAAGUAGGCUACCAUACUCCGUUGUGCAUGCACGUGCUUCGUUGCAUCGUGUCGUGUCGUUGACCAUUGCUCGACAGCUUGCCACGAAUCCAAACUCAAACCUUGGCAUCCCUGGUCUGUUUCUUGUUUCAUUUCAUUUCAUUCGUUUCGUUUUGUUUCUUUCUUUCGAUGGCACACCAAACUCCAACAGGGAGCGUAUUUGGCGAACAUGCCGGUUCGUUUUCAACCGGACGCGGCAGAACCGGAAGGUGAGUACUUCAAAAAUCAUCGGGCGUGCCUUUUGAAUCGUUGUUCCAAAAAUCUCUCACAACACGUGGCUCUCUCGAUUGUCUCCGUCGAUUAUUUCUCUGAUGCCAUCGCAUGGUCCUUUGUACUUGUAGCAUUCGAACACGACGGGUUGAUCAGCUACGACGCAAGGACAACCCCCCUGACUCCCGAAGAAUGGGAACUACCGGCCUUUCUGAUGUCCACCCACGAUGGUUCCGUUGUAUCCUGGCGCAGUAUGAUGUAAGUGACCCAGCCAGAAAACGGACCUAACCAUUACGAUGCAUUGCGAUGGUGGAACUAAAGAACUCCGUUCCUACAACGACUUUUUUGGGCAAUAGAUCAAAGGACUGAAUCGAUGUGUUUCAUUAUAUUUUGUUUCUUUUCGUUUUCCUUCUUUACAGUCCGUUUGAUUUCUUUAUGGGCAAAGCAACUGCUACACAUAGCGCAUAUCAAGAGUACAUGUACCAAACAAUGAUGGCGUUGCCAUCGAACUAUAGCACGUCUUUCAGUGAUGGUCGUAUGACUGUUACCCUGGAAGGAGCUGCUAGUAUGUGUGGCAACAAAUUCCUCGAAGCCAAAGCGGAGCAAGAAGAUAUGGAUCUCGAAAGCAUAGAACAAUACGACCUAAUCUUCGAAGGGGACAUUGAAAGUGCUGUUAAUGCGACAAGCUCAAAUUUUUCUGACUUUGCCCUCAACUAAGGAGUUAAAUUGCUAGAAAUCAUUGAAGUUUUCUUCAUAUGUUUCUCAGCGAAGAAGAAUAUGUUGUAAUAAUAUUUAAACUUGAAA
Messenger RNA from Pseudo-nitzschia multistriata, 4044 nucleotides. Lineage: Eukaryota; Bacillariophyta; Bacillariophyceae; Bacillariales; Bacillariaceae. The record is from the annotation of a GenBank genome assembly.